Mugil cephalus (flathead mullet) is the source of this 2318-nucleotide messenger RNA. It is a transcript of the gene ddx18, whose product is annotated as DEAD (Asp-Glu-Ala-Asp) box polypeptide 18. Gene Ontology annotation, cellular component: nucleolus. Gene Ontology annotation, molecular function: nucleic acid binding; RNA helicase activity; ATP binding. The transcript is spliced from 14 exons. NCBI's taxonomy places the organism in Eukaryota, Metazoa, Chordata, Actinopteri, Mugiliformes, Mugilidae. Gene Ontology annotation, biological process: maturation of LSU-rRNA from tricistronic rRNA transcript (SSU-rRNA, 5.8S rRNA, LSU-rRNA). Bases 55 to 2010 code for a protein of 651 amino acids. The record is from RefSeq and is a predicted model, not a curated record.
GACCGAUACCAAGCAGGGUCCUCCAUCCACACGUGUGUUCCGUGCGACGUUACCAUGGCGGACCUACAGAUGAAGCUUCUCCGCAAGAAGAUUCAGAAAAGAAAUGAAAAGAACAAAGAGCGAAAAUUACAGAAGAAAUCUUCUACGCAGGACGAGGAUUCUGUGGACUUGACAGCAAAGUUAAACGGGCCGGAAGAGGAAGAUUGUGAGGAGCCGGUCACGUCUUGUAAGACAAACGUAGAGCCCAAGAAGAAACAGAAUAAGCAGCUUGAGGGACCAAAGGAAACUCCUCUGAAGAAGAAAAAGAAGAAGAGGAAGCUCAAUGACACUGCUGAACCACCAGCAGAAAAGAAGAGCAAAACAGUGAAAGAAGCAGAUGAUGAGGAGGAAGAAGAAGAAGAAUUACAGGAGGAAUCCGAUGACAGUGGGGAAAAGGCUGACAAACCAGAGGAAGAUGGCGAUGGUGAUGAAGAGGAAGAUCUACCUGAAUUGCCAUCUGGUUUAACAGGGGCGUUCGAGGACACAUCAUUUGCCUCUCUCGCUGGAUUGGUGAGUGAAAACACGCUGAGAGGAGUGAAAGAGAUGGGCUUCGAACACAUGACUGAAAUCCAGCAUAAAAGUAUUCGCCCCCUGCUGGAGGGAAGGGAUGUUCUGGCUGCUGCUAAAACAGGCAGCGGUAAAACCUUGGCUUUCCUCAUCCCAUCUAUAGAGCUCAUCUACAAACUCAAGUUCAUGCCCAGAAACGGCACUGGUGUAGUGAUCCUCUCUCCAACUCGUGAGUUGGCGAUGCAGACUUACGGUGUCAUGAAGGAGCUGAUGACGCACCACGUGCACACCUAUGGUCUGAUAAUGGGGGGUAGCAACCGCUCAGCCGAGGCCCAAAAGCUGGCCAACGGUGUCAACAUCCUAGUGGCAACACCCGGUCGUCUGCUGGACCACCUGCAGAAUACCCCUGGGUUCAUGUUCAAGAACCUGCAGUGUCUGAUUAUUGAUGAGGCUGACCGCAUCUUAGAGGUGGGCUUUGAGGAGGAACUGAAGCAGAUCAUCAAACUGCUGCCAAAAAAGAGACAGACGAUGUUGUUCUCAGCCACUCAGACCAGAAAGGUGGAGGACUUGGCUCGCAUCUCCCUGAAGAAAGAGCCCCUGUAUGUUGGGGUGGAUGACAACAAAGACAAUGCCACCGUAGAUGGCCUGGAGCAGGGCUAUGUGGUAUGUCCAUCAGAGAAGCGCUUCCUGCUGCUCUUCACGUUCCUCAAGAAGAACCGCAAGAAGAAACUGAUGGUCUUCUUCUCUUCCUGCAUGUCUGUCAAAUUCCACUAUGAGCUCCUCAACUACAUUGACCUGCCUGUCAUGGCCAUCCAUGGCAAGCAGAAGCAGACCAAACGUACCACCACCUUCUUCCAGUUCUGCAACGCUGACUCAGGCAUCCUGCUGUGUACAGAUGUGGCAGCUCGAGGCCUGGACAUCCCAGAGGUUGACUGGAUCGUCCAGUAUGACCCUCCAGAUGACCCUAAGGAGUACAUCCACAGGGUGGGCAGGACAGCCCGAGGCAUCAACGGCAGAGGCCACGCCCUCCUGAUCCUCCGGCCAGAAGAACUUGGCUUCCUGCGCUUCCUCAAGCAGGCCAAGGUUCCACUGAGUGAGUUCGAGUUUUCCUGGAGUAAAAUCUCUGAUAUCCAGUCGCAGCUGGAGAAACUGAUCGAAAAGAACUACUACCUGCACAAGUCAGCCCAAGAAGCCUACAAGUCAUACGUGAGGGCUUACGACUCCCACUCGCUCAAACAGAUCUACAGCGUCAACACCCUCAACCUCCCCAUGGUGGCGCUCUCCUUUGGCUUCAAAGUUCCUCCAUACGUUGAUCUCAACGUCCACAGCAGUAAAGGUUCGAAGCUCCAGAAGCGAGGCGGCGGAGGUGGCUUUGGAUACCAGAAGUCCAAGAAUGUGCACAAAUCCAAAAUCUUCAAGCACGUCAACAAAGGAAAGGGUGACAAGAGGCAGUUCUCCCGCUGAGACUCCCCCUGGACAGACUCCUCCUCUGUGUUUUCUGAUGAUAGCCCCUUUUUUCACACAUGAACUUCUUGCUCUGGACAGGGGGCUGUGUAGUCUCUGACUGAACUGUCUCCCUCAGACAUUGUUUAUCCAGCUUUCUUCUCACCAGUUGUGUUAAAGGUAUUUUGUAAAUGUACACUCAUAAUGUAGAAGGCUCCUGGAUUCCAUCUGUCCCUUUGUGGAGGUCUGAUUCACCACAGACGUCCACUUUAUUGCCCCUGACUUUCAUAUUAAAUCAGACCUCAUUAAUAAAUGGCUCAUUCAUUUUA